AUGUAUGAAGAGAUUAACGUUAAAUAUCACGUAGCUACUGGCCGCUACAUUCCCAUCGACAAUAGGUCAGCCUUGCCUUCGGAAAAAGACAUUGAAUUACGUAGACUUAGGUCUUUGAAUGCUGAACUCAGAAAACACAAUGCUAUCUUGCGCGAACGAGUAGUGUCGCUCGAAAAGAAAGUAGACAAACUUGCGAAACAGAAAGAAGCGUUUAAGGAAGAAGCAUCUAGGUAUCAGUCGGCUCUCGGCGAUGCAACUAGUCACAUCUUCAAAGAAGAUGAUCCCAAUAACCCAAUAUUUUUGAAACGCCAUAUACACGCAUUAGAAAAGAAACUUGACAACAUCGCUAGGACAAAAGGCGCAAUGAUAACCAUUAAUGCUUCCGAGGCAACAAAGUUAGUUAAUAGAUAUUUGCAUCCUUACAAAAUACGAAGGGCUGACGUAGACAGGGUAUUGAUUAAAGCCGCUUUCAAACGAGUAAUUACCGAGAAAAUUUUGAAAAAGACAGCUGUCGCACACAAAAAUGCUAUGCUUCCCACAUCGAACAAGGAAACGUCCGCGCUUGAAUUUGACAUAGCUCAGACAACCGAAGCUCUUUGUGCCAUGAUUACUCAAUUCAUUUAUGAUAACCAGAUAAACGAUAAUAUUGCAGAUUUGAUCCCAGAUAAAAUCCGGCAACAAACAUACAGCCUGCUCGGAACUCAUGCGUUUACCAAUAUGAACCAACCAUUCAUCCAAGAAACCUCAGCGGAAGUGUUAAACGUUCUCGCUAAGUACCGUACAAACAAGAAAGACACCCAAGAAAGGCUAUUCUUACAGACAAUGGAUACGAUCCGUACUUUGAUUCGUGUACUGUAUUUUCGUCCAAAGGUGUUUGGAAAUUCGAGAGUUGAAUUCGUCGAGUCUGGGAUCGAGUUCGAUGAUGCUCUUAUGAGAGGUGCUCAAUUAUACGAGGAUGAUACUGAGGAAAGCGUAUUAGUGGCGCUAUGCUCAUUGCCUAUGGUUUACAAGGAACAGAAGAAAGACGAUGACAUAAUCUAUGUUAAAGCAAAAGUGUCGCUGAGAGAGAAGAACGAUGAAAGGUUUGAGCUGAAAACGGGCGAUGAGGUGGAAGAGGUGGAUAGUGAUGAAGAAGAAAUAGUAGUAGUACUAAUGAACGGUAGUGAUAACGAUGAUAAACGUGAAAGGAGGCUUAAAGUCAGGAUUAGGGGAUAG
Messenger RNA from Paraglomus occultum, 1215 nucleotides. The record is from the annotation of a GenBank genome assembly. Lineage: Eukaryota; Fungi; Glomeromycota; Glomeromycetes; Paraglomerales; Paraglomeraceae.